CGCUAUCCAAAACAUAAUUACGUGUAUUAGGUGACUUGAAAUCUCAAUUAUUGAUUGCAAAAAACAUCUUAUUCUUACCAAUGCAUAUUAGGUGACUUGAAAUCUCAUUUAUAGAUUGCAAAAAACAUCUUAUUCUUACAAUUGCAUAUUACCAAUAUAAGUGCGAUUCACGUCUAUAAAUAUGUAAGUUGGAAAAUCAAUCCUCAAGAUAAAUAUUCACAAAUAACCAUAUUGUGCCAUAACCGAGAGAGAGAGAGAGAGGAUGGAUCCAAUUAUCUUGGGAUCUCUAGUGGUGUCAGUAGUACUAGUAGUAGCAUCAAUAUUGUGGUACAAAACUAGUUCAUGGAAUCGCGGCCCAUUGCCGCCGGGGCCACGGGGAGUUCCCAUCCUCGGCUAUCUGCCUUUCAUGUCCUCCAAUAUGCUCCAACACUUAACCCAUCUGUCUCACCAAUACGGCCCUAUCUACAAGCUCCGCCUCGGCACCAAACUGGCGGUGGUCAUCACCUCGCCGUCCUUGGCCAAGCAGGUGUUGCGCGAUCAAGACCACAUCUUCGGCCACCGCGACCCCACCGUCGCGGCCCUCAUCUACAGCCGCGGGGGCAGGGACGUGGCGUUCUCGCCGCCAAACUCAAGCUGGCGGGAGAUGAGGAAGGUGCUGGUGCGCGAGACGCAGAGCAGCAGCGCCCUCCACGCAUCACGCGAGCUCCGGAGAGACCAGGUCAGGAAGGCCGUCCGAUCCAUCUACUCCAACAUCGGACAGCCUGUUGCGUUCGGAAAGCUGGCGUUUCAAACUGAAGUCAGUCUGUUGAUGAACCUUAUGUGGGGCGGACUACAUUCCCAUUCCGCCGGGGAGGAGAGAGAGAGGCUCGCAACUGAGUUCAAAGCUCUCAACUCCCAGAUCAGUAAACUGCUCGGGAAACCUAACAUUUCCGAUCUUUUUCCUUUUCUUUCCAUAUUUGAUCUGCAAGGAGUGAAGAAACAAAUGGGGAAAGUGGUGGAUUCUCUUGACAAUAUACUCGAGCAGUUCAUCUCCCAGCAUGAGAAGCUUUCUGGAGCAUUCGACAAUGAGGGAAGGAAGGAUUUUCUGCAAAUCGUGAUGGAGCAUAAGGAGAAGAAGGAUUCAGAUCUUCCAACUCUCUCACGAGAUCAAAUUAAGUCCUUGUUGUCCGAGAUCAUAAGUGCAGGAUCGGACACUUCAGCAACGACAGUGGAGUUUGCAAUGUCGGAGCUCCUCAACAGGCCGGAGGCCAUGGAGAAGGUGCAGAAGGAACUAUCCGAGGUGGUGGGGAUGAACAACAUCGUAGAAGAGUCCCACUUGCCCAAACUGCAUUUUCUAAACGCUGUCAUCAAGGAAACACUUCGAUUGCAUCCUCCGGCACCGUUGCUAGUCCCACGAGCGCCACUCCAGUCCUCAACUGUGGGAGGAUACACAAUUCCAAAGGGAACCAAAAUCUUACUCAACGUGUGGGCGAUACACAGGGAUCCUUCAAUCUGGGACAAUCCCGAAGAGUUUAGGCCCGAAAGAUUUCUUGAAGAUUCUAGAAACUUGGAUUUCAAGGGCAACAAUUUUGAGUUAAUUCCAUUUGGAUCAGGGAGAAGAAUGUGCCCUGGAUUGCCAUUGGCAGAAAAAAUGGUGGCUUAUCUGUUGGCUUCGUUUCUGCAUUCCUUCGAUUGGAAAUUAACAGAUGGUAAAAAACUUGAUAUGUCGAUAACUCUUGGAAUUGUGCUUCAAAAAACAAAUAAUUCGAUUGCUACACCGACUCCCAGAUUGUGUAAUAAUAGUUUAUACUUGUAGGUUUUGUCAACUAUUUGCCUAUUCCAGGCCUGAGAUGUAAUAAAUCCAUGUAUGAAUUAAUUUUUAAUUAGAUAUUUUAUAAAAUUAAAGAAAAUGAAUUUAUGAUUGGCC
Messenger RNA from Salvia miltiorrhiza (redroot sage), 1906 nucleotides. RefSeq names its product labd-13Z-ene-9,15,16-triol synthase, chloroplastic-like. NCBI's taxonomy places the organism in Eukaryota, Viridiplantae, Streptophyta, Magnoliopsida, Lamiales, Lamiaceae. Gene Ontology annotation, molecular function: monooxygenase activity; oxidoreductase activity, acting on paired donors, with incorporation or reduction of molecular oxygen; iron ion binding. The transcript is spliced from 2 exons. The coding region runs from base 263 to 1795 and encodes 510 amino acids. The record is from RefSeq and is a predicted model, not a curated record.